Uloborus diversus is the source of this 6195-nucleotide messenger RNA. RefSeq names its product prolyl endopeptidase FAP-like. NCBI's taxonomy places the organism in Eukaryota, Metazoa, Arthropoda, Arachnida, Araneae, Uloboridae. The record is from RefSeq and is a predicted model, not a curated record. Gene Ontology annotation, molecular function: serine-type peptidase activity; dipeptidyl-peptidase activity. The coding region runs from base 2361 to 4808 and encodes 815 amino acids. Gene Ontology annotation, biological process: proteolysis. The transcript is spliced from 21 exons.
UGACCCCCCCCCCCCCCGGGGUGGGCACCCCUGUAAUAUCAUUUCUGUUAGUCACAAAAACUGCCUAUUCUUAUAACAUUAAAACUGUCUUAUCAUAUUUUUGUUCUACUAAUUAAUUCCCACGUGUAGCGCUUUCAAACCUAAAGAACUAUAUGCAGUUUUGCAACUUUCUACACAACAUUCUGAGCAAUAAAAAAAAAAAAAAAGAUUUCAUCAACUGGAAUUGACGAAAUAUUUUGAGAGAACUCCCUCAGAGAUUUAUUUCUUUUCUUGCGAGCUCAAAGGAAGCAAUGCAUUGGACGUAUAGAAUGAGGAGUCUAAAAAAUGUAAGCACGUUAGAAUCCCUUCACGUAACUUCUUCAGAUUGGAGUAUCAGCUGGAAAUAUCAAAUGAGGACUAAUUUAUCAAAAGGGGACAUAUCCAUUUUCCAAAAUUGUUCCGGAGGUGAAAAAAAAAAAAAAAAGAAUUGCGGUAAGAGCAAAAUUGUUUUAUCACUUUUUCUGAGUACCGAAUGGAGCACAAAAGCACAGCAAAUCAUGACCCAGAGUAAGAAAUGUUUGAGCAAAAAAAUAUUUUCCCAUAAACUAACUUUAAUUCAAAUUCGAUUGAACUAUAUAGUGUCGCUUCGGUUACAGUGGUGCACCCUCAAGGGACGAGGGAGCUUAAUCCCCACCCAGAAGUCACCGCUGCUUUAAAGCACCAAAAUAAUGACUUAAAUAAACAAAUGAUAAAAAGCAGAAAUGUAAUUUUUCAGCUCAGUGCAAUAACAUUUAUGUAGAAACUAGCUGUUCCCUCACGGCGAUGCCCGUGAUAAGAAUUUAAAGAAUUUCCCUUGAAUACAUAAAAAUCCCCCCCCCCCCUUUCCGCACACACCAUAAAAAAAAAAUUUUUUUAAUUUAAAGUUAAAAAAACAGUAAAAGUUCUUUUGCAAUUUAAAAUAUCUCUCCAAGGAAAUAAAAAACAUUAAAUUUCAUUAGCAGUUGCUUUAAAAUGUCAUAUAAUCCACCAACGCCAUUGUUUAUUGCCUAUCUCGCCGAGCGACCAAGCUACCGAAAACCUGCCUAUGAACGAGCGAAGCGAACUCCAAUCAAUUAGCGAUUCGAUCUUUUUAACUAAAACGUUUAAAUAAAAACCCCGCUCUUUCUUCUUUUCUUUGAAGAAAAAGAACGCAAUUAAAAAAAGGCAUAAUGUGUAGAACAAAUAAAAAAUCCUGUCCCCCGUAUAAAAAAGAAUUCAACUCAAAAACGCAACGCAAUUUACAUAAAACCAGAAGCGAUAAAGGUAUUUUGAUUUUUGGAUCGCGCACGCCAGAAUAGCUCGCAGAUGGCAGAAUUUUUUCCUACUAACCUGACACUUAUCGUUAUAUAUUUCGGAAAAUUCACUCACUAUCUUUAUAAAUUAUAGCCUAUGCGUUAUUCUGAUGUAUAAGGUAUAUUACUGUAAAGUUUCAUUGAAAUCUAUUCUGUAGUUUUAACGUGAAAGAGUAACAAACAUACAUGAUACAUCCAUACACAAAUUUCGCGUUUUAAGAUUAACUAUUGACAAGAAUAGAACUAAAAUUUCAUAGAGUAAGAAAAAAAAAGACUUUUGUCUCCAUUCAAUAAAUACUAUAACACUACCAUGGGCAUGUAUUCCUUUGGAAUGUGGUCAAUGUAUUUUGAGUUUAAGAAAAAAAAAAAUCUCUCUAAUAUGCAGGGGCGGAUUGGGUCCCGCAAGAGGGCACUAACCUUGACCUUCAAAGGGCGCAAAAAAGAAAAAAAAGUGCAAAAAAAAAAGUGCAGAGAGUAAAAAAAAAAAAAUAGGUGUAACAAAAGUACAGAAUAAAAAGAAGCAAAAAAAUAAAAUAAAAUAAAAGGAAAGACGUGGUGGAAGAACGAUGGUAAACACGUUUACGAGUUUAAAGGAAAGAAAAAAGCGAAGUGAAGUCGCACAGCUUCGUAAGCGCAAAAAAGAAAAAUAAUAAUAAUGUGGAAUUCGCACCAAAAAAUAAAAAAAAAGUAAGAUAAAUUUUUAAAAAAAAAUAAAAAGUAAGAAAAAUUGCACCAAAAAAAUUAAAAAUAAGUAAAAAUGGUGUUCAAACUUGAGGGCGCAUAGGCGGGAGGACGCAUUAGAACGCAGGCCGAUGGGCCGGCGGGCCAGUUCGUCCUUGCUAAUAUAUAUGUUAGCUUUCAAAGAUGGUGUUCGGCAUGAUUCGAUUAUAUAUUUUUAUAUGUUGAAUCUGAACGAAAGAUGGCGCCACAAGAUUUUAUGUUUUGUUGAAAAUAUACUUUCACGUGAGAACUUCCGAAACUUUUUUAUUACUAUUUCAUUGAACAUUAUUAGAACAGUAAUAAUAUAUUUAUGAAGUGGUGCAAACACAAAUGUCUCGCAGCAAAGGUUAUAUUCCCGUGUCCGUAGAAGAGGAUGAAUUAUUUUCCCGUUAUAAGGAGGAACUAGUGGCAUCUGGUCCUGACCAAAAAAACUGGCGUGGUAUAGGAAUAGCUCUCUUGGUUAUAGUUGUUGUUUGUGCUCUCAUAGUUGCAGCAAUAGUGCUAUUGACUCCUGGUGAUGCAGGUGUUGCAAUUAGAAAAAGUAGAAUAACUUUAGAAGAAGUGGUAAAAGGACGCUUCAGUUACAGGAGAUUUAAUGGCACGUGGAUAUCAGAUCAUGAAUUUGUUUACCAAGAUGCUUUUGGUGCCAUUGGAAUUUACAAUGUUGCAAAUAAUUCUGAACAAAUUAUUAUGUCCAAUACAACAUUUAGACAACAUAGUAUAUCUCAGUUCUUCCUUUCUGCUGAUAGGCAGUAUAUUUUAAUGUCACAUAAGUAUGAGCGGAUAUUUAGGUAUACAUACAAAGCAGCAUUUUUACUAUACAAUGUUAGCAGUGAGUAUUUAGCACCACUCUUCCCUGAUAAUCCUGAUGUACGUCUGCAGUAUGCUGAAUGGGGACCAACAGGAAAUCAACUAGUUUAUGUGCUAGACAACAAUGUGUAUUAUUUAUCUGACAUUUCUGCUAAACCUCGCCAAUUAACCAAAACUGGAGUUGAUGGGCUCAUAUUUAAUGGUAUUCCAGACUGGGUUUAUGAAGAAGAAGUAAUUACUUCCAACAACGUAAUCUGGUGGUCAGAGGAUGGCAAGAAGUUAUGUUUUGUUUCUUUUAAUGACACUGAUGUUGAUCUUUUACAAUACCCUUAUUAUGGAUCUUAUGCAGAUGUUAACAAUGUGUAUCCAGAACUUGUAAAUUUGAGGUACCCAAAGGCAGGUAAAACAAACCCAACUUUUACUAUAUGGGUAACUGAUUUAAUUAAAUCAAAGGAAAAUAUUCCUGUUCAAGUUCCUAAAGAAUAUAAAGAUUUGGAAUAUUAUUUCACUGAAAUUCAGUGGGUAGGCAAUGACGCUCUUUCCGUUGUCUGGCUAAAAAGAGCUCAAAAUACUUCUAUUAUCAGUAUAUGCAGACAAAAUGAUGGAUGGAUUUGUAAAAAGAAUCUUCAGGAAGAUGCACAUGGGCAUGGUUGGGUAGACGUAUCUACAAGCACUGUUUUCUCAUCAGACAAAAAAUACUAUUUCAUAAAGCUUCCUGGACCAUCUGAAGGAGAUGCUGGUCGUUUUAGACAUGUUGCUGCUGUAGAUGUUAAGGAUGGAACAAAAACAUUUCUUACAAGUGGGAAAUAUGAUACCGUGUCAAUACUAGAUCACAACAUAGAAAAAAAUACAGUAUAUUACAUCACAACUUUAGAAGGAAAACCUGGGGAAAGGCAUUUAUUUGGAGUCACUGACUUAAAGCACAAGAAGCCCAAAAAUACAACAUGUCUCACUUGUGACUUAGGACCUGAUUGUCUAUACAAUGAUGCUACCUUCAGCAAAAAAUUAAGCUACUAUGUAUUAGAAUGCUUAGGUCCAGGAAUUCCCAGAGUCGAAAUUCGUGCUACAGAUUCCAAUAAAAUUAUUUCAACUUUGCUAACAAAUGACGAUUUGAAGGACUUCAUAGAAACAAAAGCAAUGCCAAAAAUAAAGAAUCUUCAAGUGCCUAUCGAUGGGAAUUAUCAUGCAAAUGUUCGUCUGUUUUUGCCUCCUUAUUUACAAGAAUAUGAAAUAACAAAAUAUCCUAUGCUUGUUGAAGUAUAUGGUGGACCCGGAAGUCAAAUGAUAUCGGAAAAAUUUUCUGUGAAUUGGGGUUCUUAUUUGGCCAGCAAAAAGAAUGUCAUAUAUGCAUGGAUAGAUGGGCGUGGCAGCGGAUACCGAGGAGAUAAAAUCCUGCAUGAAGUUUACCGUAAACUAGGAACUGUAGAAAUAUUUGAUCAACUUUCAGUUACAAGUUACUUGAAGGAUCAUCUACAAUACGUAGAUGGAAAGCAUGUUGCAAUAUUUGGUUGGUCUUAUGGAGGUUAUGCAUCUGCCUUGGCAGUGGCCAGUGAAGAAAAAGUUUUCAGUUGUGGAAUUUCUGUAGCUCCAGUCACAAGUUGGUUAUAUUAUGAUUCUCUUUACACUGAGCGAUACAUGCAAAGUCCAGCUCCAAAUGAUAAUUUAAUUAAUUAUGAAAAUUCGGAUGUCAUGAGAAAAGCUUCCAGCUUUAAAGGAAAGAAAUACCUUCUUGUUCAUGGUUCAGCAGAUGACAAUGUUCAUUGGCAACAGUCCAUGAUGUUAGCUAAGGCUUUAACAGAUGCUGGUGUCAUAUUCCGUAUGCAGGUGUAUCCUGAUGAAAAUCACGCACUCGGUCAUGUAAAAUUACAUCUGUAUCAAACAAUGGAUGAUUUCCUAGACCAUUGCUACUCAGACGCUUCCAAAGAUGAUUCAACGCACAUGUCCACAUCUGCAGAUUCUGACAGAUAGAGCAGCAACCCAACUACUGGUGGGCUUUCAUACAUCAGGCAUUUUUCAUUGCCAUGAUUUUCCAUGUGAUUCUCAUUUUGAGGCUGACUAAGAUUUUACUCAGUGCAAACAUGUAUGCGCUUUUGUGAGGAAGUGUGAACAAGCACUUCAGCAUUUUCAUGCAGUAUGAAAAUCUUUUUUAGAUUAAUACUCGAACAUCGCUUGAAAAUGAUUAUAUUUUGUGAUAGCUUAUUUAAAAUAUAUUGUUUUCGAACCAAAGCAGUGGCAUGCUCAGAGAAAGUACAAUGGAGAGGAUGUGCUUCAACCAAAAUUGUUUUAUCAACUAUCAAAUCGAUAUGAUUACUCAGACGUUUCUAGCUGAUUUUAACUUUUUUUUUUAUUGUAUCAAUUGUUUCUCUAUAAAUCUGCUACUUUUUCUAAGUUGUUCUUUAUGUAUAACCUAGAAAAUUUAAAAUUUUCAAUUUUAAUAAUCAUACUUCACAACUCAAGGGACGUUACGUAUGAUUUUAUUCUUACUCUCUCAAAAUAUCUGGAUAUGCCAUUGUGCCAAAGCAACUUUUCUCAAAAGUUGAUAUAACAGAGUGCAGCUGAAAAGCUGAAUUAUAUGUUAGUACAAAUAUGACUCUUUAUAUUAAAGUGUAUCAUGAUGAGUGUAGCAGAGUGAAAAUUAUAAUUUUUGUGAUCAAAAAAUGAAAAAUCGACCCUACCUGUUUCUUCUCUUAAAUAUAUAUAUUUUCAUUGUUUUUAUUUACUUGUUUUUUAAUUUAUUUUUAGUUGUGUUAUUUAAAAUAUUUAUCAUUCAAACAUCUUCGGUGUUUACAUAGACCAUAAAAUACUUCAACCACUCAACAACGCAGAUUCAAUGUUUACUUUUAUGCAAGAAGUUGAAAACAUUAUGACAAUAAAGUUGCACAGAUAGCAAAAAGAAUUUCAUAAUGCAUUUCACUCAACAAUAAUCAAAUUUUUUUAAUGACGAAUUGCCUGUUUUCUUUUCUUGGGUUUAUCCUAUCUUUUUUAACUGAACUUUUAAAAAUUGAAAUAGGCUGCUUGAUGCUUCGAGGGUCAAUUAAUUAUAUAGAUAUUUUCUACAAAGUGAAAUUUAACUAAAAACUCCAUAUUUUCCAGUUUUAUAUCCUUUUUUGCCCCCCCCCCCUUUAAAAAAAACACAAAUGCUGUUGAUGCUCCAUAUGUUGAUGUUUUACUAAAACUAUGCUCUUACAUGCUAAGUUAUUUCCAAUCAUAACUGUCUGUUGGAAAAACAGCUAUUGUGGUUCUUUCUCAUUGUUGUGUUGAUAAAUUUCUACUCAACAGCUUAAGAGAAACGUUUUGAUGUUAUAAAUGUGUUUUACUCCACAUUAAAACUUUGUUUCUGUAAAAAAAAAAAAAA